GUGGCUCUGAGCUGUGGGCGUGUGCAGUUGAUGGUACAACUGGUUGGAUGGGUUUUCAGGACUUGAAUGAACUCGCAGGCAGCGGAGAGGCAGCACGCGGACACACACAGAGCAGAUCAUGACGUCAGCUGAUUCCAGCCCUCUGACCACUCACGUGCUGAACACCGGAGACGGCGUCCCGGCAGCCAAGAUGGAUGUCAGCCUGCACCGGCUGGAGUCCAAGCUGAUGAUCUGGAACAUGCUGAGUGUCGGGACUACAAAUGAAGAUGGCCGCUGCUCAGGACUCGUCAGCAGAGAAGCGUUCAGCCCCGGCAUGUACAAGCUGCGCUUUGAGACGGGCUCCUACUGGGAGAGAAUGGGUCAGAACUCCUUCUACCCAUAUGUAGAGGUUGUGUUCACCAUCACUGAGACGGAGCAGAGGUUUCACCUCCCUCUGCUGAUGAGUCGCUUCUCCUACAGCACCUACAGAGGAAGCUGAGAGCGGCUUACACCAGCAUUCUCAU
Molecule: messenger RNA, 503 nt
Organism: Sander lucioperca (pikeperch)
Lineage: Eukaryota; Metazoa; Chordata; Actinopteri; Perciformes; Percidae
Gene: urahb
Product: urate (5-hydroxyiso-) hydrolase b
Exons: 4
Coding region: 119-478 (119 amino acids)
Biological process (GO): purine nucleobase metabolic process
Molecular function (GO): hydroxyisourate hydrolase activity
Source: RefSeq, a predicted model, not a curated record